CUUUCCUAAUCCCUACACGUGCCUACCAUCUCUUGUUCUCGCUCGCUCCGAACUCAACUCUCUUCUGGGGUUUCUUCUCUCACAUUUGCUAUUGCAACAACACAAGUACAUACAACUUGAAAAACUGAGAUGGAGACCAUUGGUUCUGUGGAUGACCUCUUGGAUUUUUCGUUGGACAUAGGCGAGGAAGAUGAUGACGAAGACAAACACAGGAAAUCCUGUCCUUCACUUAACUCAAAAUGUGGCAACCCAUCAUUGUUUAACUCAUUGGUACCAGAUGAUCCGAACCAUUCAUAUUCUGAGUUUGUCGAAGAGGAGCUUGAAUGGCUAUCCAACAAAGAUGCAUUUCCUUCUGUUGAAACAUUUGUUGACCUAUCAUGUAUUCAACCUGAUACAGCCAAGAUCAAAAAAUCAACCCCAGUAACAAGCCCAGUACUUGAGGACAGCACAGGCAGUAGCAACAGUAAUAACAGCAGUAACAGUAUUUCUCUCCUAAACAGUUGUGAUCACCUUAAGGUCCCAGUUCGUGCACGAAGCAAGAGACGCAGUAGGUGUCGCCCUGGCAUUGCUGAUGAAAACUCUGGUCAGCAAGUCUGGUGGAGACAACCAAGUAAUGAAAUUUCCAAGGCAGAAGAAGGGAUGAAAAUCUCACCAAUUGGGAGGCAAUGUCAGCACUGUGGAGCUGAAAAAACUCCACAGUGGCGGGCAGGUCCCCUUGGGCCAAAAACACUUUGUAAUGCAUGUGGGGUUAGGUUUAAGUCUGGUCGGCUUGUGCCUGAAUACCGUCCUGCCAGUAGCCCAACUUUUCGUAGUGAUUUGCAUUCUAAUUCCCAUAGGAAGAUAGUAGAGAUGAGGAGGCAGAAGCAAAUGGGAAUGGGGUAAAUGCAAAGUGGUAGUGCCGUUAGCAUUCAGCAAGCUAGGACUUAGAGAUUUGAUUUUCUUUUCGAUUUUGAUUUAUUCUAAUUUAAUUUUUUGUUCACUUCUGCUAUGGUUGGUUUUAGACAGGGAAGUCAAAAUUCUUGAUUGAAAAUGAAGUUAGGAAUGUCUUAAAUUGCUUGUGUAUUUGUUAUGCAGAAAACAAGGAAGCCAAAUUGGGAUCAUUUGAUUUGGCUAUUUUUUAAGACUGUAACAUGUAGAGGUAAGUUGCUGGAAUGAUGAUUAUGGUCCCUUUUCCGAAGGAAAGCUAUUAUUCUUAUCUGAA
Molecule: messenger RNA, 1201 nt
Organism: Vigna umbellata (rice bean)
Lineage: Eukaryota; Viridiplantae; Streptophyta; Magnoliopsida; Fabales; Fabaceae
Gene: GATA1
Product: GATA transcription factor 1
Biological process (GO): regulation of DNA-templated transcription; cell differentiation
Cellular component (GO): nucleus
Molecular function (GO): zinc ion binding; sequence-specific DNA binding
Source: RefSeq, a predicted model, not a curated record